CAUGCUAACUCGCUUAUAUAUAUAGUGAUGUCUGUGUGGCUGUGUAUUCAAUCAGAGGUACUGCUUUCUUUCUCAGAUUCUAACUAAAACAAUUGUGUUACUAAGUAUCCAUCAUGCGCAGAGUGAUGUUUUGGUUUCUUGUUUCCAUGUAUCUAUGCCUCAUUGGCCAUAUGAUUGGUGAGGCUGCAAGAGAAGGUGCCAUGCUGAGUGAAGCAAAAUCCAGUGAGAUGGGAAAGAGUCACCAACACGUAACCGGGUUUAAGGGCGAACUCACAGCUGGAGGCUAUGGGGGCGGCGAUCCAGGGUAUGGUGGAUACGGUCCAGGUGGUGGUGGUGUUGUGAUCGGUGGUGGAUUUGGUGGUGGUGGUGUUGGUGGUGUGGGUUGGGAUGGAGGGAACAGAGGAGGCGGUCCGGGAUACGGGUCAGGUGGUAUUGGUGGUGGAGUCAUCAUUGGCGGUGGUGGUGGUGGAUGUGGGGGUUCAUGCGGUGGUGGUGGGUGUGGUGGUUCAUGCGGUGGUGGUGGUGGUGGUGGUGGUGGACCUGGUGGUGGAUAUGGACACCUUGAAGCCAGCAUGAAGGAAUCAGGCAAAAACUAGAAAAAAGCAAGCAGUUUCGUUAGAUCGUAGAAGGAAAACGCAAUAAGGAUGUACUUUAGCAUCUUGAUCAUGUUUAGGAGUUUGUAAUGGUGUCACGUUUAAUGGAAUAAGAGUUUUCUU
Raphanus sativus (radish) is the source of this 716-nucleotide messenger RNA. RefSeq lists its product as uncharacterized. Lineage: Eukaryota; Viridiplantae; Streptophyta; Magnoliopsida; Brassicales; Brassicaceae. The record is from RefSeq and is a predicted model, not a curated record. Bases 114 to 596 code for a protein of 160 amino acids. The transcript has a single exon.